UCCGUGCCACCAGAACACACGGAACGGGUUUCUGUUGCGUUCAAUAAACUCUCUGAGAGAGUGUUCGGGGUAAAUAAAACGAUUUGGGCGAUCGAUCGCCUAAGCCCGAACCAGCUGGCGAGUAGCUGGUAGCUGGUUUCGUUUCCCCCAAAUAAAUGGCAGGCGCCUCCUCCGAUAUGCGCUUAUCACAACAUUGAGAGCAACCGCUAGAGACGUGGGCCGCAAAUCCGAUAAGGAACACUCGCGGUGAAAACAUGGAUUUCGAAGAAAUUCUGGCCAAGUGCGGCAACAGCAGUCGCUAUCAGUUUCUGCUGCUCUCGCUCUACGGCUUCCUCAUGGUCGUCAUAUCGAUGCACUAUUUCUCCCAGAAUGUGAUCAGCUUUGUGCCCGACCAUUGGUGCUACCACGAGCAGCUGGCGAAUCGCAGCUUUGCCGAGAUUGAGGCUAUCUAUGCCCAGUUCGAGAAACCCUCUUGCACGCGUCUGGCAUCGAUAGACGCGGAUGGAGGCAAUGCCACGGCGAGCACAGAGCGCUGCAAUCGCUGGAUUUACAAAUAUGAUUUUGGCUAUAGGAGCAUGAACACGGAGCUGAACUGGGUAUGUGAUGAGGCGUAUAAGCCGCGAGUGGGUCAGUCGCUGUUCUUUGUGGGCUCCGUCUGUGGCACACUCGUCUUUGGAUUGCUUGGCGAUCGGAUUGGAAGAAUCAAGGCUCUGAUAUUGGCCAAUUGGUGUGGCUUUCUGGGCGAUUUCUCGACGAUAUUUGCAGAAAGUUUGACUUCAUUUUCGGUGAGUCGCUUCGUGUCUGGUCUGGCGGCCGAUGCCAACUCCUAUCUCAUGUACAUACUAAUUCUCGAAUAUGUCUCGCCCUCACUGAGAAAUAUUGGCCUCAACACCGUGCUGGGUAGCUUCUACUGCCUCGGCCUGAUUGGUGCCUCUUGGCUGGCCGUUUGGGUGGGUCACUGGCGCAUUUUUCUGGCCUGUUCCUCGCUGCCACUGCUGCUCGUGACGCUUUUCUAUUUCCUGGUGCAGGAGAGCGCCCAGUGGCUGGUCACGCGCAACGAUAUCGAUGGAGCCAUUACGCGGCUGCAGCGCGUGGCCAAAAUCAAUCGCCGCGAGGUCAGCGACGAUGACUUCAAGGCGUUCCGCGGCUACUGUGAGCAGCAUUGCCAGAGGGAGGCCCAGGCAGCCAACAAUCAGACCAAGUUGCUCGACAUGCUCCAGACGCCGCGCAUGCGCAGCACGGCAUUCAAACUGCUAUUGAUUUUCAUAAUUAUCACGCCCUGCUAUAACACCAUUGCCCGCAACGUGGAGGGCCUGGGCAUCUCUCCCUUCAUUAUGUUCUCGCUAAACGCACUGACGUUGCCGCCUUCGGGCUAUCUGCAGGGACUGCUGCAAGAUCGCAUCGGUCGCAAGGCCACCGCCGUCAGUUGGAUGCUCAUCACGGGACUGUUCGCUGCGGGCGCGGGUCUCGUCAUAGCGCAGGCCAGCAGCCAACAGAAUUUUCUGCUGCUGGUGGCUCUGACGCUGGCCGCCCGCUUUGGGGUGUCCAUUGCCGAUGGUGCCAGUGCGCAGUUCUCCACGGAGCUCAUUCCCACCUGUGUGCGUGGUCGGGGUGUGGCUGUGGUGCAUGUGGCCGGUUUUGCCGCCUCCUUUCUCUCGCCCUACAUCCUGCACUUGGGCACGUACUUCAGGCCGGCGCCUUCGAUCAUCCUGGGUCUGCUCUUCCUGGCGGGGGCCUAUGUCUGUCUGCUGCUGCCCGAGACGCGAAAUCGCAAGCUGCCCAUGUUCCUGGCAGAGGGCGAGGAGUUCGGCAAAGGCGAACGCAUGUUCGAUUUUCUCAUUGAACUGCGAAAAGGAGAGGGCCAGGCUAAGGAAACAGGUAAUGUCGGGCUGAGUGCUCUGGCCAAGGAAGAGGCCAACCUCAUGACGAAAAUUGCUUGA
Messenger RNA from Drosophila obscura, 1940 nucleotides. Its product is annotated as organic cation transporter protein. Gene Ontology annotation, cellular component: membrane. The record is from RefSeq and is a predicted model, not a curated record. The coding region runs from base 255 to 1940 and encodes 561 amino acids. Gene Ontology annotation, molecular function: transmembrane transporter activity. Lineage: Eukaryota; Metazoa; Arthropoda; Insecta; Diptera; Drosophilidae. The transcript has 4 exons. Gene Ontology annotation, biological process: transmembrane transport.